AUGGCUGUCAUCCAAAGAGUCGCUAUUUUCGCAGCCCUACGACGUGCGGGCUUCACAGUAACGAUCAUCACCCGGACCGAAUCGAAGGCGACGUUCCCUUCCGACCUUCCAGUUAUCAGAACGACUUACUCCCUGGAGAACCUCACAUCAGCCCUAGCGGGACAGGAUGCAGCCGUCUGCGUGGUGGGUCCCGGCGGUAUCGGGGCACAAGUCACCAUGAUCGACGCCGCCGAGGCUGCGGGCGUGAAGCGCUUCAUCCUGGAUGAUUUUGGCUGGGGUGACAAUCCCAAGUCUUUGCCCGAGUUCAACGACAUUCAUGCGCAUCGUCGUGCGGGAUGGGAUCACGCAAAGGCGAAGGCAGAGAGCAAUCCCAGUUUUACAUACACGGGAAUCAGCACUGGGAAUCCAAUUGACUGGGCAUUGAAACGCUUCCCCCCGAUGGGCUUCGAUGUAGCGCACUUCUCGGCCAUCAUCUAUGACUCUGGCACCGAACGGUUCACCGGAACCACCCUCGAGGGUAUCGGACAGUCGGUGGUCGGCAUCUUGCAGCAUACGGACGAGACAUCCAACCGCUUUGUCAAGGUGCAGUCCAUCAUAACCUGUCAAAACGAGCUGUUGGAAGCCUUCCAGUCUGUGACGGGGAAACAGUGGGAAGUAAAACGAGGGUCCACCCACACACUCAUGGAGAACGGGAAACGCAAAUUCCAGGAGGGUGCUAGUGGCUGGAUUCUGGACUUGGCGGUGGCACAAUUAUUCGACGAAGGCCAAUCUCGUUGUCUUCUCGCUCAGUCGCGAGAGGAAUCAGAUGCGGAUUUACUGGGAAUUGUACAGGAGAGUCCGGAGCAAGUCGCGGCCAAGGCUCUGGCUUAG
Aspergillus udagawae is the source of this 870-nucleotide messenger RNA. RefSeq names its product aromatic alcohol reductase. The record is from RefSeq and is a predicted model, not a curated record. Lineage: Eukaryota; Fungi; Ascomycota; Eurotiomycetes; Eurotiales; Aspergillaceae. The transcript has 3 exons. Gene Ontology annotation, molecular function: oxidoreductase activity. Bases 1 to 870 code for a protein of 289 amino acids.